Messenger RNA from Plasmodium gonderi, 1203 nucleotides. RefSeq lists its product as hypothetical. The coding region runs from base 1 to 1203 and encodes 400 amino acids. The record is from RefSeq and is a predicted model, not a curated record. NCBI's taxonomy places the organism in Eukaryota, Apicomplexa, Aconoidasida, Haemosporida, Plasmodiidae. The transcript has 2 exons.
AUGUCUACAAAUUACAACGAAAUAAGAAAAAUAUUCAAUUAUUACAUUAGAGAGUAUUAUUAUCAAAAGUCGAAAGGGACAUACUUUGUUAAUAUUAAAAAGCCUGGAAUAUUAUUUACAUCCUUAAAAUUCUACAAAAAAAAAAAAACCUUCUUUCCUAACAUUUAUGAUUGGUACUUUGAUAGUUUAAGCGACUUAAAAAAAAAUAAAGAUAUUUUAAAUUAUCCAAAUGAUUAUGAUACAAAAAAUAUUUUUUCAUAUAAAAUAAGAAAAGGAACUCAAACGAGUGCAAAAAAUGAUGUAGAUAGCGGUAAUGUAUAUAUAAAUGGAAACGAGGAAUGUUUAGAAAAUACAUAUAAAACUAGUAAUUUAUAUUAUAAUAUGAAUCCGGUUUAUUUGUCUAAAAUAUGCUUGUACAACUUAAAUGAUUAUCACAUAUUAUAUUCAAAUAAUUAUUAUGAUUCUUUUAUGCAAUUCUAUUACAGCAUUAUAUCCUAUAAAAUGGAUAUAAAUAAUCUGAAAAUUUUCCCCAAUUUAAAAAUAUUAAUAAGUCAUAUUAAAAAUUUAAGUAGUAUAAUAAAUGAUGAACUAAUAAAAAAUUCCUUUUUCUAUUUCAUUAGACAAAAAAAAGUAUUUGAUGAGCAAUAUCUUCUCAAUAUAUUCAGCAGUUUGUACGCUGUUAUGUUGCACAAUUCUCCCUUUUAUUUGUUCCUCGAUGAUUUUAAUCAACUCAAAGUAGUUCUUAACCUUAUGGAUAGUGGGGGUGAAGUAAGAAACAUGUUUGAGAGCGUCAUUCCGUAUCCAUACUAUUUAGUACUAGACGACAACAUAAAUAUUUAUAAUCUGCAAAGUUUUAAUAUUUAUUUAAAAAAAAUUUUGGAUAAAAAAAUGGAAACCUCAUUUUAUGCUGACGAAAGCGGAUAUAUUUCAUCCUCCCCAGGAAUGUCCUCAUGUCAAAAUGUUCGAAUCUCAUAUAGGCAUUGUGAUGGUUUCAAAAAGGGUAACAGUCCUAAUGGAAACAGUUCUACGAAUGAUGGUGCAGGUAGAAACGUCCAUCGUAAUGACAAAUUAAAAUGGGAUGGAGAAGAAAAGUUACAAAGCGUUGAAAAUGAGAAAAAUAUAAAAAUUUACUUUUUUAAACUCAUAAAAAUUUUUGACAUGAAGCCGAAUCACCGUUUUGUCCAAAAAAGUGGAAAAAUGUAG